GGCUAUUCCUUGGCAGAAAUGGCGGCGAGUCUGACGGCAGCAGCGGCGGCGGCGGCGGCGGCCGUAACGGGAGGUUCCGGCGGUCCCGGUGGAGGCGGGACAACAGGAGGGGGCUCUGGUAUUGGAGGUGUUUCUGUGGGAUUUUAUCCGUUAGCGGGGUCCUUGCCCCCUAGUUUCUCAAAUGGACCUCAGUGGAUCACGGGGACCAUCCAACAGCAUACAGUGCGAAGCCUGGACCGGGCCUUGGAGGAGGCGGUGUGCACCGGCAUCCUCAACCUGAGCGGCCGCAAGAUGAGGGAAUUUCCGGGCACCGGCUAUGACCUGGCGGACACAACGCAAGCAGACCUCUCCAGAAAUAGGUUUACAGAGAUCCCACCAGAUAUCUGCAUGUUUGCACCACUAGAAACCUUAAAUUUAUAUCACAACUGCAUCAAGUGCAUUCCAGAAGCUGUCAGAAAUCUUCAGAUGCUGACGUACUUAAAUAUCAGUCGGAAUCUUUUAUCAACAUUGCCAAAGCAUCUCUUCGACCUGCCGUUGAAGGUUUUGGUUGUCAGUAAUAAUAAACUCGUUUCCAUUCCAGAGGAGGUUGGGAAGUUACGAGAUUUAAUGGAACUUGAUGUUAGUUGUAACGAAAUACAAGUCCUUCCCCAGCAAGUAGGGAAACUACAUUCACUCAGAGAAUUGAAUUUAAGAAGAAAUAACCUUCAAGUGUUGCCGGACGAAUUAUCAUCGCUACCUUUGGUAAAGCUGGAUUUUUCUUGUAAUAAAGUUACGGAGAUUCCAGUAAGUUACAGGAAACUGCGCCAGUUAGAAUCAAUAAUCUUGGAUAACAAUCCGAUGCAAAUGCCUCCAGCACAGAUAUGCCUGAAGGGUAAAGUGCAUAUAUUUAAAUUUCUGAAUAUACAAGCUUGCUGCAGAUCGGAAAAAAAGCCAGAUUCUCUCGACUUGCCCUCGUUAGUGAAACGACUGCCUUCUCAGCCCCUCACAGACAGCAUGGAGGACGUUUAUCCAAAUAAAAACCACGGUCCUGACUCUGGGAUUGGAAGUGACAAUGGAGAUAAGCGGCUGUCGACUACAGAACCAUCAGAUGAUGAUACAAUCAGCCUUCACUCUCAGGUAUCUGAAUCAACAAAAGACCAGGCACUGAAAAACGACAAUCACUUAUUGGGGUGUAAGCUUGAUUCCCAUAAAGGACUGGAUCAGGAGAUUUAUGACUAUGAUCCAGGUGCGGAGGAAAACUCUCUGUCUGAGCAAGGGGAUGUGCAACUCAGUGGCCCAUUUGUCUCUUAUAUUAAGGAACGGGGAAGAGUGACUGAUAAGUCUGAUAAAGUGGAAGAAAGUGAAGAAUGGGAAGAAGAGAGGAGGCUGCAGAAGGAACAGCUUCUCAUGGAAGAAGAAGAGGAGGAGGAUGAGAUAAAAGAAGUGAUGGAUCUAAGGAAAAUAGCAGCACAAUUGUUACAACAAGAAAAGCACAACAGACGAAGACCAUUGAGUUAUAAAACUUCAUUCAGUGAAAAGCUCUUCCAAAGGACGAGAGUAGCUGGCCGAGCAUUAAGUGUCCCUUCAGGAGAUAAUUCCCAGUUAUCACCAUGCAGGUGGCAGGGGUCCGAAAGGGAUCAUUCUGAUGAGCAAAGUUGUCCAGAUGCAGAGUCUGCAAUAUUUCACUCAGAAGAGAGGCGAAGAUCCAAACAGACGCGGAAAGAAUACUUCAGGUAUAAAUCUUCUCGUAAAUGUUCCAGCGGAAAUGAAAAUGAUGAGCGGCACAGUGCAAAUGUUUCACCCUCAUCUCCCGUGUCAUCGGAGGACUGUGAAAGAUCUCACAGUAAUUCCCCAACUCCAUUUGGGCUGAAACCAAGGUCAGCUUUCAGUCGAUCAUCUCGACACGAUUAUGGGUCAUCGGAUCCUGGAUUCACAAUGAGAAGGAAAAUGGAACAUUUACGAGAAGAAAGAGAACAAAUCAAGCAGCUGCGUAAUAAUCUUGAAACCAGGCUAAAGGUCAUAUUACCAGAUGACAUUGGAGGAGCGCUAAUGGAUGGAGUGGUUUUGUGCCACCUUGCCAACCAUAUACGACCCCGUUCCGUUGCCAGCAUUCACGUUCCAUCACCAGCAGUGCCUAAACUCAGCAUGGCAAAGUGCAGACGAAAUGUAGAGAAUUUCCUCGAAGCCUGUAAAAAACUUGGUGUUCCGCAGGACAGACUUUGCUUGCCCCACCACAUCUUAGAAGAGAGGGGAUUGGUGAAAGUUGGCGUCACGGUUCAAGCCCUGCUAGAUCUACCUUUAUUGAAAGUGUCGCAGCUUUCUUCAGUGUAG
Messenger RNA from Spea bombifrons (plains spadefoot toad), 2310 nucleotides. It is a transcript of the gene LRCH2, whose product is annotated as leucine rich repeats and calponin homology domain containing 2. The record is from RefSeq and is a predicted model, not a curated record. The transcript has 21 exons. NCBI's taxonomy places the organism in Eukaryota, Metazoa, Chordata, Amphibia, Anura, Pelobatidae. Bases 19 to 2310 code for a protein of 763 amino acids. Gene Ontology annotation, molecular function: protein binding.